Messenger RNA from Capsicum annuum, 884 nucleotides. RefSeq lists its product as uncharacterized. NCBI's taxonomy places the organism in Eukaryota, Viridiplantae, Streptophyta, Magnoliopsida, Solanales, Solanaceae. The annotation marks the transcript as partial. The record is from RefSeq and is a predicted model, not a curated record. The transcript is spliced from 2 exons.
UCCGUACAUCAAUUCCAACUACUGACUCUAAUGAUAAUACUUACACUAAUCAAAAUAUCCCAUCUCCCUCAUCUAUCACUUUGACUUUGCCUUUUGCACCCACUAAUGCGGACCAGGUUCAACCUUCUGUUUCUUCUACUCUCAUGCAUCAGGUACAAUCUCUUAUUCCCCCUACUGUCAUAGACCAGAAAUCUAAUUCAUCUAUUUUAAUAGUGGCAGGAUAUAUCGAUGAAAUUGUUUUGACAGGCAAUGACAAUGCAGAAUUACACGCAUUAAAGUUAUUUCUACAUGAGAAAUUUAGAAUAAAGGAUUUGAGAGAUUUACACUUUUUCUUGAGCAUGGAGGUGUUGAAGGAACCUCAUGGCAUUAUCUUUUCACAACGAAAGUUCACAGUUGAUAUCUUAAAGGAAUUUAAUGUCACACAUAUGUCACAUAUUUCAUCUCCUCUUGAUCCUACAGUAAAGCUAAGUUUAAAUGAUGGAGAUACUAUUCGAAAUUCCACUGUGUAUAGGUAUCUCCUUGGUAAGUUGAAUUAUAUUACUCAUACAAGGCCGGAUCUUGCCUUCACUAUUCAACAUCUUAACCAAUUCAUGCAAGAUCCUCUUCCACCUCAUAUCACUGUCACAUUACGUGUUCUUCGUUGCUUGUCCAAAAAAGCAGGUUUAGGACUUUUUCUCAAUGCCUCUUCUUCUUUUGAGUUGCUUGCCUUUUGUGAUUCGGAUCGGGGAACAUGUUCAAAUUCAAGAAAAACCGUUAGUGAAUUUUAUAUAUCACUUGGGGGAUCUCCCAUCUCUUGGAAGUCAAAGAAGCAAACAUUUAUUUCUCUUAGCUCCGUCAAGGUUGAGUAUCGUUCUAUGAGGCGCGUGAUUGCUGAAAUCACAUAG